CUUCCCCGUCUUUUCACUCUUAGCUUCAAGUCGACAGCCUUGCAUUCCAGGUCCCCCACAUCCCUUGGUACUGCUGUCUGUGAUGCAAUCGUGAUUUUGGAGCUCGGCCAGCACAUGUUGUGGAGAAACUUCGCGCCCCCAAAGUCCCAGACCUGCUCUUUCACGUAUCCUCUCACUAUCGAGUUCAAGCACGGAGAGUCUCCUUACACAGUCACCGCAAGGUUAUCAGUCAAUAGGACUAGCUUGAUCACUUGACUCUGCAUGCUGCGACCCAAUUCCGACGUGCCGCACGUUCCAGUCGCCAGUGUCUCGACACCUCGGCGCAUGCGGACAGCCCUCCCACCUCGCGAUGAUAGCUAGGGACUUCAAGCGCGUCAUCCUCAUUGUAGGCCCCUUCUUGUUUCUCGUCUAUGUCGGUAUACGGUGUCUCGACUUCAGAGACUCUGCUUCGGGUUUCGAUACCUGGUUCGAUCACAUCUUCGCACCGAACUGGAGACAAGACGAUGAGCUGAAGCCGCACUCCCGGCCGGCUCCUUCGGCUGCGCCGACGGAGGUAAUACAACCUGUGGAAGGCGUGCCUGAACAUCUACCCACGUCGAAACAGACACAUCACGAGAUAUUCUCGACGUCGACCUUCAACAAGAAGUUCUUUGCCAUACGAUUCGGCGAUGAAGCGGCGAUCAACCCCAACAUUAUUCCACAUCCCACCAUUGAAGGCACCUUUGUCAUUGUAGCGCAAAAGCAGAAGACAAACCACGACGACUCUGAGCACGUGGAACUCGUUUGCAAUGCCACCUUCACGCUGGAAGGUCUCGUCUGCGUCGAUGCGCCCACGGUUCUACCCAUCGCAGCCACCAAGAGUGGCGAUGACAAGUGCCCACCAAAAUUGGCCUACAUCGCUAUGAACGUUGGGCCCCACGAUGCGCGAGUCUUGUACGGACCCAAAGCACCCUUCAUCGUAUUCGGUUCCAACUCAAUAUUCGCCUGCUUCGGACAAUUCAUGCAAGACUUCCGCACGCUCGGGGACUGGGGCUUCGAGAUGUCGUUGGACCAAGGUUUUGGUCUCGGAACGGAGCUUCAACGUCCUCCGCCGUGGGGUACGAUGGAAAAGAACUGGUUUCCAUUCUGGGACGAAGAGGGCGCAGUCUACGUCCACCAUGACGUGGCGCCGAAGCGCGUCUUUGCAAAAUUGAACACGGACGGCUCCGUAGGGCCGGAUCUUGCGCCGUUGGCUGCCGGUGACGAGGCUUGCAUGAGCAAGUACAUGCCGAAGCUGCCGCCAGAUCUCGAAUCGAUACAUCAGGCGACGAAUUCGCUGAGCAUUACGUUUUGCAAGCGCAGCGAUCCAACUUGUAGGGCCACUAGUGAUAACACCUUCCUCUUUACGGUGUUUCAACAUAAAACUUUCUAUCAAUUCCAUAGCGAGUACGAACCGUAUGUAAUGGUGUUCCGACAAAAGGCACUGUUUGAGGUGUUCGCCAUGUCGAAGCGACCGAUAUGGAUACACGGCCGGGAGGAAAGACUUGAUGGAGGGUCCGACAUGUUUUAUGUAACUUCCAUGAGCUGGAAGAGGCAAGAUCAGAGAUAUCACGGUUUCUUGGACGAUGUGCUGUUCCUCUCAUUUGGCAUAGAAGAUCAGAGGGCAGGCGCCAUUGAUGUCUUGGCUGAGGACCUAUUGGCUGAGCUCGGGACUUGUUUGGAAGCGUGAUGAAGUUGAUACCUUUUUAGCACAGCGAUUGAUUAAUUCGACAUCCCUAUGUGAAGUAGGAGCAAGAUACUGCGCCUGCAUUCUACAGGUUUUGCCAAUAUAUUUUGACUUGCUUGAAAGAA
Molecule: messenger RNA, 1830 nt
Organism: Colletotrichum phormii
Lineage: Eukaryota; Fungi; Ascomycota; Sordariomycetes; Glomerellales; Glomerellaceae
Exons: 1
Coding region: 350-1708 (452 amino acids)
Source: RefSeq, a predicted model, not a curated record